CCGUGACUAAGUGCGCGGAUUUGGGUCUGAGACUCUGUUAUGCACCAAUAAAAUACAGAGCCUCUGUGCUCCCACGCCAUAUUAUUUCCGAGUCUUCAUCCUCAUCUCCUUCGCGUUCUUUCGCUCAUGGCGCAGAAAAAAAGGGUCAGAAAUUUCCUUUACAUUCUCAAAGACAAAGCCUCAGUUUUCGCAGCAUCGCUAUCCCUCAGACGCCACAUGUCUACUGUUCGCGUCUCCAUCCUCCGUGCCACCACCCACAGCCUCUCAACUCCUCCCUCGGAAGCCCGAAUCCUCGCCGUCUUCUCCGUCGCCAGCAACGGCUCCCACCUUCUACCGCGUGCCUGCAUCAACGCUCUGAUAGAUCGACUUCACCGCACGCGCAGCGCCACGGUAGCCCUCAAAUGCCUCUUCACAUUGCACAACGUCAUCGUCCGGGGACCUCUCACCCUCAGGGACCACCUCGCUUGUUACCCUUCAUACGAUGGCCAGAAUUUCCUCAACCUCUCCGCAUUUCGCGACGACUCCGACGUGGAGUCUUUGGAAUUGUCGUCGUGGGUUCGAUGGUACGCUGGUGUUUUAGAACAGAGUCUAUCGGUUUCGAGAGUCUUGGGUUACUACUUGAGCUCGUCUUGGAGCAACGACAUCAAGAAUGCCAAGAAAGGCGCGCAUGAUAGGAAGACUUUGGGGCUGUCGAAUUCAGAAUUGUUUCAUAAAAUAGAUGUUCUUGUAGGUUUUGUAGAGCUGAUAAGCCGAGUGCCAGAGUCAUUACAGCUUCAAAGGAACGAUUUGGUUUAUGAAAUGGUGAGAUUAGUUGGUGAAGAUUACAGAAUUGUUCAAUAUGAGAUUUUCUUGAGAGUAGCAGAACUGCGGGACAGGGUGGAGGAUUUGGAGGUGGGCGAGAUGGCAGAGUUGGUGCGUGAUUUGAUAAGAUUGGAGGACAGCAAGGAAGGAUUGGUACUCUUGUUUGUGAACAGGAAAAGAAAUGACCGGUUCUGGGAGUUGAUUAAGCAGACAAAGGCGAAGGCGGCGGCGAAGAAGGAGGAGAGAGAAGGCAAGUGGCUGACGGCGGUGAAGACGAGCAGGAGAGACGAGGCGAGCGAGUUGACUCGGUCUAACAACCCGUUUCUAGAAGCGGGACAAGUGCUUCGGGUUCCUGCAACCCGGUUGCCUUGGAUGGUUCCAACGGUCGGAUGAUAACGGUAUUCUUUGAGUCUGCGAAUCCGACAGGUUUCACUCCUUGGUCCCUUUCACUUUUUGGCUGGGCCUCACAGAAAAUCUGGUUAUGGACCUUUUUCGUUACUGGCCUGUGUGGCUUCUUGAUUGGUUUGUGUAAAUAGUCAUUAAAAAAUUUUACAUCCACAGUCUGGAUAACAGAAAGAUUUCGCCUCAGUUUUCGAUCGUUAAUACAUGUAUUGAUAGAAUUGGAUACGAUUUUUUUCCCGUCAUCACAAGAAAUAAUGGUGUAAGGUACAAAUACAAGAAAGAUUUUCCUGUUUUCCAUAUGGCUAUUGCAGGGAAAAGUGGAAGGAUUUUUUUGUUUGUUAAUGGUUACAAAUUAUUGACAUUGUUUUGUAUUGAAGCAUUCAAAGUUUGAAUUAUAUAUGAUUGAGCGAUUA
Prosopis cineraria is the source of this 1616-nucleotide messenger RNA. RefSeq names its product putative clathrin assembly protein At4g40080. The record is from RefSeq and is a predicted model, not a curated record. Lineage: Eukaryota; Viridiplantae; Streptophyta; Magnoliopsida; Fabales; Fabaceae. Gene Ontology annotation, molecular function: phosphatidylinositol-4,5-bisphosphate binding; clathrin heavy chain binding; SNARE binding. The transcript has a single exon. Gene Ontology annotation, cellular component: clathrin-coated pit; clathrin-coated vesicle. Bases 127 to 1194 code for a protein of 355 amino acids. Gene Ontology annotation, biological process: vesicle budding from membrane; clathrin coat assembly; clathrin-dependent endocytosis.